AUUACACAGGAUUCUUUAGGCGGUAAUACAAAAACUCUUAUGAUUGCAUGUAUUUCACCAGCAGAUUAUAACUAUAUCGAAACAAUUUCAACACUUCGUUAUGCAGCUCGUGCAAAAAAUAUUUCUAACAAGCCCAAAAUUAAUGAGGACCCUAAAGACGCAAAACUACGAGAAUAUCAAGAUGAAAUAAUUAAAUUAAAAAAACUUUUAAAUGACACUAAUAUAAAACUCUCAUUGCAACACAUUCCUGCUGAAAAUGACUCAACACUAAAACAGGAAAAAGAAAUGGAAAUGAAAUUUGAAUCAUCGCAACUGGAACAAACAAGCCAAGAAAAACAUGUUCAUGACAUUGAGCAUUUGCGCAAUCAUUAUGAAGAAAAAAUAAAAAACCUCACAUCAAAUAAGUUAGGGCAAGAGGACGUAUAUUUAAAUGAGAUUCCCUUAAACGAUAAUGUCGCGUCAACGGACAUAAUUCAGUUAGAAGCUAAACAGCGUAUAGAAGCUAUAAAGCAAAAAUUAAUAGGAGGAGAAUGUGCAGAUGACAUUCAAUUAAAGGAACGAAGACAAAGAAAAAAAAUCGAUGCCCAGAGAAGAUUAAGUGCACUAGCUCAUGCUCUCAGUCGCGUCGAGCAAACCGAAGACCGCGAUUUGUUGCAAGGACACUACACAAACAUUCAACAGGAGAUCACUGAAAAAAAUGAGUAUCUUAGAUUGUACAGGCAGAAAAUUAAAACACUUGAACGAGAAAUAUCUGAUUUGCAAGCUGAAUUUCAGUUAGACCGAGCUGAUUACUUAGAAUCAAUCAGAAGACUAGACAGAAACUUGAAAUUUUAUCAGCAAUUGAUGGAUAAGGCGAUACCCAUUCUUAGAAAAGAUGGAAAAUACUGGGACGCUGAUGAAAUUAUUCGAAACUCAUUUUGGAAUGACGAUCUAAAAAUAUGGAAACUUCCAGAAUCAUCUAUGUGUAGUUUCAAACUUCCAUAUGCGGCGAAUUCUGCUGCAAAUGUUUCGCGUAAAUCAGUAAUUCUUAGCUCAUCAUCUCAGCAUGAAGAAAUAAUUGAUGAAAAUCGGAAUAAUCAAAGCAAAAGUGUACAGGAUACAGAUGAAACUACAAACACUAGUUAUAUCGAUAAUGAGAAUAUAUUAAGAAAUUACUUUCGAUCACACCGUCAGAGAAAAUCAGCUGUAAUAAGUAACAGAAAAACUGCUGACUGCUGGAAAGAUUUAACUGAAUACAGCAAAGGAACCCUGCAGCGUAGUCAGAUUGAACAAAAUAUGAAAUGGAAUAAAGUACAAGCACUUAUUAAAGAACCUCGGAAAAUUACUUUGUUCCCAGAAGAAAUAUCUGAUAAAAAUUCAGAUUUAAAAAAUUCAAACACAUGGAGUUAUCCUCUCCGAACCGUUGACAAAAGCAAUAAUUAUUUGAAUAAGACAUGGUGUGGGAGCAGUAGCAGUGAUAUUGGAAAACAUAAAUUAUUCGCCUUGAAUAAUCUUCAAGAAUAAGUACAAAAUAUCGAAACUUAAGCACUUGACUGUUGAGAUUAUUUAUUUAUAAAGUUUUAUGUAUGUUAAAUUAUUUUGUUAAUCUA
Teleopsis dalmanni is the source of this 1589-nucleotide messenger RNA. Its product is annotated as kinesin-like protein KIF17. The annotation marks the transcript as partial. Gene Ontology annotation, molecular function: microtubule binding; microtubule motor activity; ATP binding. Gene Ontology annotation, biological process: microtubule-based movement. The record is from RefSeq and is a predicted model, not a curated record. The transcript is spliced from 4 exons. NCBI's taxonomy places the organism in Eukaryota, Metazoa, Arthropoda, Insecta, Diptera, Diopsidae.